Molecule: messenger RNA, 474 nt
Organism: Heterostelium album PN500
Lineage: Eukaryota; Evosea; Eumycetozoa; Acytosteliales; Acytosteliaceae
Exons: 1
Coding region: 1-474 (157 amino acids)
Source: RefSeq, a predicted model, not a curated record
AUGCAAAAUAAUAAUGUUAUACCGAAUGCAGUGGUAGCUGCUGAUCCAACUAUAGUACCUGGUGCAGAUGAAAGUAAACUACAGGUAAUGAAUGAUACGGAUCUAACUAUUUUCUUUCUAAUACGACCGGACACAGCAUUCAAUCAGUACCCAGAUCAACCGGCGAUGAACGCACAGAAGGGCAGUGUCAAUGGAAAAUCUUCAACCAUCUACGAGGUGAGCAGCGUAAAAUCCUAUGUAUCGGUGUUUAUCAUCGACAAGCAACUCUAUUACAACGUCUUUAUGGAUAGACUAAUCAGUCAAGGUAACUGCCUCAGAUUUAAACAAUCACACAUCAAUAGCGCUAGACAGGGACUACCAAGAUAUUUCAAUGCGAAAUUCGUAGAGACACAACCACCACCACCACCACCACCCGUCGAUAAUGCUGCUCACAAUCAAAUAGAUCCUGGCGCAGAAGGUUACAAAAAACAGUAG